Messenger RNA from Arxiozyma heterogenica, 270 nucleotides. It is a transcript of the gene RPS30A, whose product is annotated as 40S ribosomal protein eS30 RPS30A. The record is from RefSeq and is a predicted model, not a curated record. Gene Ontology annotation, biological process: translation. Bases 1 to 270 code for a protein of 89 amino acids. NCBI's taxonomy places the organism in Eukaryota, Fungi, Ascomycota, Saccharomycetes, Saccharomycetales, Saccharomycetaceae. Gene Ontology annotation, cellular component: cytosolic small ribosomal subunit; ribosome. The transcript has 2 exons. Gene Ontology annotation, molecular function: structural constituent of ribosome.
AUGUUGGAUAUAUUGCGUGCUACCCAACACUUGGCAACACAUAUAAGGUACAGACCUCAGAAAACCAAUAAACUAGUAAUACAAAAUGUUCACGGUUCUCUAGCUCGUGCUGGUAAAGUUAAAUCCCAAACCCCAAAGGUUGAAAAGACUGAAAAGCCAAAGAAGCCAAAGGGUAGAGCUUACAAGAGAUUAUUAUACACCAGAAGAUUCGUCAACGUUACCUUAACCAACGGUAAGAGAAAGAUGAACCCAUCUCCAAACGUUUCCUAA